GGUAUGUAUGCCGUGCUGAUCAAUAUGGCCUCAUUAACUUUUAUCCUCUUGAUAAAACUGCUCCUGUCAUUGUGAACCUUCCAAAAAUAUCCUACAACCUUCUUCGAUAUCGUCCAAAGGAUGACCAGGCCCCAAUGGUGCACGAUUACAUUGCAGUGUUUAAAGAGGAGUCACUCUCUAUCUCACCUAAUGAUCAGAUUCCUUGUAUUAAAGAGCUCAUACCGUUUGAAUUGUCUCAGAGUCUCUUGUUUGUUGUUGAGGUGCUUGGUUGGAAUCCAAAAUACAGAAAAGCAUUAGGAGCUGUCAUUGAAGCUGUUCCACGCACAUCAAACCUUUUCUUUACUAAUCACUUGCUUAGCCUUGUAUAUGGCAUUUAUGAAGAAGAAGUGCAUGCACCACUUCAACCUCCAAAUGAAACUAACGAGCUUGAUCAUUAUGAUCGAGCAUUUACCAUUGAUCCUCCUUUAUCUAAAGAUUUAGAUGAUGCAGUCAGUUUGACACCUCUUCCUGAAGAUGGUAAUUAUGAGCUGGCAGUUCUUAUAGCUAAUGUUGCCAAACAUAUAAAUGAAAACCAUCCUUUAGACAAGAAAGCUAAACAGAGGGGUACAUCUGUAUAUGGUGCUAAACAGAGUUGUGCAUCCAAUCGCAUUGGACGGGUGAGUCACAUGUUUCCAUCCAGUAUCACAUCUCAAUUGAGCCUUGACCAUUUGGAGAAACGACAUGUUUUAUGCUUACCUGCUACAGUAGCCAUAAAAGAAGGAGUGGUAACUAGUGUAGUGUCUGGCAAUCCAAAGGAAGCAAUGGUCACUUCUCAAGUACGAUUCACUUAUGAAACUGCUAAAAAGGUAAUGCAUAAUGAACAGCUAGUUGAUGAUGAUGAGACAAGAAUGCAAGUUGAAGCAUUUGAUGAUGCCACUGGACCAAAGUCACGAAUGAUUGAUACUCUUAAUCUACUGUAUAAGAUAGCUAUGUACCUACGCAUUAAGAGGUUAGGUGAUGCUGGUUACUGUUAUGGCCAAUCUGAGGAAGGUGAAGAGAGUAACUGGCAAACUCAUCUUCUUAUUGAAGAACUAAUGAUAUUCUGUAAUGCAUCAGUAGCUGAAUAUCUUCAUGAGCGACUUCCACAACAAACAGCACUCUUACGAGCUCAAAUGCCACCUUUAGAAGAAGAAAAGCAUAAUUUUAUUAAUCAAAAUCAAAACUGCCUGUCUCAUUCCCUGUCUCUUAAGCGUUAUUUAAACAAUCCAUCUGAUGAAGCAGGUUCUUUUAUUAUGUCAGGCACAACACUUCAGCUACUUAUUGAUGCAUGUUCUAAAGGAGAUCACAUUCAAUUAGCUUCAGUUCUUAGCAAUAAUAAGCUUUAUCCACAACUGGCAAUGGCUGAGGCUAUGUUACGGUCAAUCAACAGAAAAGCCAGUUAUGUUGUGAUUGAAAGCAGCAAAGAACACAUCUGUGCUAAUCAUUCUCAUAAUAGCCUUGCACUAUCAGCAUAUACACAUUUUACAUCGCCUAUAAGGAGAUACUUUGAUUUGGUUGUGCAGAGAUUAGUAAUGUCACUCAUUGAAGGAAAGCCUGUAGCAGAGAAUUGUGAGCUUGCAAAGUUGUGCUCUCAACUUAAUGUCAGGAACAAAAUUGCUAAAGACUUUGAAAAGGCUGAUAAUAAAGCAUGUAUAACCAGAAGCUGUGAAAUCUCACUAGAGAGAGCAGAGGCUUUCGUGAUCAAAUCAUCCAAUAAAAGCAAUGACUCAUUUGAAUUAUCUUUCACUUCAAGUCAUUAUGAGUGCAUUCAUGGUCGAGACACAUCAUUUAGUGAAUCAGAUCUUAAUUUUCAUCAUAAAAUUGAAGAUGGAGCUACUAAAUCUAUUGUGUGGAAAAUAGUGUCAAUAUCGUUACAUCAAUCCUUCAACCUCUUCUCUCAUCCUGAUGUAAUUGAUAUGCCUUCUGCUAAUCUCAAAGCUCCUCGUUUAUCUGAAGUGUCAAAAUAA
Messenger RNA from Amphimedon queenslandica, 1985 nucleotides. RefSeq names its product exosome complex exonuclease dis3-like. Gene Ontology annotation, cellular component: P-body. The transcript has 2 exons. The coding region runs from base 135 to 1985 and encodes 616 amino acids. Gene Ontology annotation, molecular function: 3'-5'-RNA exonuclease activity; RNA binding. Lineage: Eukaryota; Metazoa; Porifera; Demospongiae; Haplosclerida; Niphatidae. Gene Ontology annotation, biological process: mRNA catabolic process; miRNA catabolic process. The record is from RefSeq and is a predicted model, not a curated record.